Molecule: messenger RNA, 2254 nt
Organism: Plodia interpunctella (Indianmeal moth)
Lineage: Eukaryota; Metazoa; Arthropoda; Insecta; Lepidoptera; Pyralidae
Product: angiotensin-converting enzyme-like
Exons: 12
Coding region: 235-2175 (646 amino acids)
Biological process (GO): proteolysis
Cellular component (GO): plasma membrane
Molecular function (GO): peptidyl-dipeptidase activity; metallopeptidase activity
Source: RefSeq, a predicted model, not a curated record
AGUGUUGCGUCUUUUUUGACGUCUACCUGACGUGUGUUCAUGUCUUCACCAAGUUUGACAACUUUUAGUCGUUAAUUAAUCAUUAAAACAUUUUUUAACAUAAAUAUUGAUUAGAAUAGUUGGCAGUUGAGUAGAUGUUUAUUUGUUGGGUGUUGAGUUGAGUGAUAAGUUGAGACAACUCUACGUGAAGUGACUUGUCUUGUGAUGUGAACCGGUGUGUAAAUAAAAAAGACGAUGCUGAAAAUAGGAGGCGGCGCGGCGCUCCUCGCGGCCAUAGUAGCCGUGUUCGUGGUCGCCACUCAAGGCCGAGACCCGGAGUUGGAGGCCUUGGAGCACGAGGGUCGGGAGUACAUCCUCCAGCUGGACAAGGCCACGGGACUCAGGAAGAACUUGGUCAGCAAGUCCGAGUGGGCGUAUACAGCAAAUAUCUCCAAGGAGAAUGAAGAAAGAUUUAUACAAGUCCGUCUCGACGUCUCGAAAUUGGACAAGCAGGCGUGGGAAGAGACUCGCAUGUACAAAUGGCAGGUCUGGCAGGACACCACCUUGAAGAGGAUGUUCAAGAAGUACAGUGAGCUGGGAGUGGCGGCGUUGCCAGAUGACAAGUACACGCAGCUGAUGAGGUCGGUGUCCGGGAUGGAGGCGAAUUAUGCCACGUCCAAGAUCUGCUCGUACAGAGACCCUAACAAAUGUGACUUGGCUUUGGAACCAGACAUCACCGAGAUCUUCGCCAAGAGUCAAGACCCUGAGGAGCUGAAGUACACUUGGGUGGAGUGGCACAAACAAGCUGGUGCCAAGGCUCGGCAUAACUUCACCCAGUACGUCAAUCUGUACAACGAAGCAGCUAAACUUAAUGAUUACAAAGACGUGGCCGACUGGUGGCAAGCAGACUAUGAAGUUCCCGAUUUCGAGGCUCAAAUGCAGGAGUUGUGGGUGGAGCUGAAGCCGCUAUAUCAACAACUACACGCGUAUGUGAGGAAGCGAUUGCGGGACAAGUAUGGAGACCAGGUCGUGUCCGCAAGGGGACCCAUACCAGCCCAUUUAUUAGGUAACAUGUGGGCACAAACGUGGAAUAACAUUGAAUCUUUCACCCGGCCUUACCCGGAUAAGAAGGAAAGCGACGUGACCCAAGCUAUGAAGGACCAGAACUACACAGCACAUAAGAUGUUCGAAAUGUCAGACGAGUUCUUCAGGUCAUUGAACCUGACGGCCAUGCCGGAGAAAUUCUGGCAGAAUUCCAUAAUAGAGAAGCCGACGGAUAGAGAGAUUGUGUGCCAUGCGUCAGCGUGGGACUUCUAUGAUGGUGAAGACUUUAGGAUCAAACAGUGUACCACAAUAGAUUACGAGUAUUUUCAAACGACUCACCAUGAAAUGGGCCACGUCCAGUACUUCCUACAAUACAAAGACCAACCGAUAGUAUUCCGCGAUGGCGCAAACCCAGGGUUUCAUGAAGCCGUUGGAGAUACGAUAGCUCUGUCGGUGUCAUCUCCUAAACACUUACGUAGAGUUGGCCUGAUAAAUGGCGACACUGAAGACGAACAGACCGAAAUUAACCAGCUGUACAAAAUGGGUAUAGACAAGAUAGUGUUCCUCCCAUUCGCGUACACACUAGAUCUAUUCCGAUACGGCGUGUUCCGAGGCACCACUACGCCUGAGGACUACAACUGCCACUUUUGGAGGCUGAGGGAGGAGCUCCAGGGUGUGGAGCCUCCUGUUAAUAGGACUGAGGAAGACUUUGAUGCCGCCGCAAAGUACCAUGUCUCCGCUAACGUGGAGUAUGCUAGAUACUACGUGUCCUUCAUUAUCCAGUUUCAAUUCCACCGCGCCCUGUGCAGCCACGCCGGCGAAUACAUCCCCGGCGACAUCACCAAGAAGCUGGUCGACUGCGACAUCUACCAGAGCAUCGCUGCUGGAAAUGCUUUAUCAAACAUGCUCAAGAUGGGCUCUUCCAAGCCUUGGCCGGACGCGAUGGAGGCGCUCACAGGCCAACGAGAGAUGAAGGCUGACGGUCUACUGGAGUACUUCCGACCACUGCACGACUGGCUCACGGCGGAGAACCAGCGGACUGGGGAGUACAUCGGUUGGGAGUCUAGUAAUAUGCAAUAUUGUACCCAAGAGCAAUGGGCAGCAAUCAACGCCAAAGAAGCGACAGAGGCGACACAGAAGCCGGCGACGUGACGAGCGAAAGUACUUAACUCAUUAGUCUAAUUUAUAGUAGGCGCGUCAGUAUUCAUAAUAAACUGUUUUUAAGAUAGUA